CUUAGACAACAACUUCAGAGGGAGGUGGAGGGGAAGCAGAGAAAGCUGACACCCCGAAAGGCACUGUGGGCACGGUAGUUCUGGACACACAAGGACACACAAGAGCCCACAAGGUGGACUAGGCGAAGAGACAACAGAAAGUACUGAAGAGACCGUGAUGCUACGAAGAGAAAAAUGUGCAGUUCCUCUUAAAGUAAGAAGAAACUAAACCUACAAGAAACAAGAGGCUUAGACAGGUUUAAGGACAAAUCUCCCAGAAUGCCUUGCGUGCUCGGCCGCUACGCAGCCGUCGCGCCUGCGCAGGGAGACAGCCGGUUAGUUGCGGCUCUGAGACUAAAGGCUCAGACGGCUGGAUCGGGAAGAGGCUGUGGAGGAGAAUGUGGGUUUUCGGCUAUGGUUCCCUCAUCUGGAAGGUCGAUUUCCCCUAUCAGGACAAACUGGUCGGGUCUAUCACAGGCUACAGUCGGCGCUUCUGGCAGGGCAGCACCGACCACCGCGGGGUUCCUGGCAAGCCUGGAAGAGUUGUGACUCUUAUUGAAGAUCCUGGGGGUUGUGUAUGGGGUGUUGCAUACCGACUACCAGCAGGAAAAGAAGAGGAAGUGAAAGCUUCUCUGGAUUUCAGAGAGAAAGGCGGUUACAGGACAACAACAGUCAUUUUCUAUCCAAAAGACCACUCUCUGAAACCAUUCAGUGUACUGUUAUAUAUUGGAACAUGUGAUAAUCCUAACUAUCUUGGUCCAGCCCCUCUGGAAGACAUUGCUGAACAGAUUUUAAAUGCUGUUGGUCCUAGUGGAAGAAAUACCGAAUAUCUUUUUGAACUUGCAAAUUCCAUCAGGAAUCUUGUGCCAGAAGAUGUAGAUGAGCAUCUCUUCUCCUUAGAAAAAUUAGUAAAGGAACUUUCUGAACGAAAACAGAAUCUGAAUUGCAUAUAAAGAGAUAAUCAUUGAUUUCACAAACAUUGUCUUCAGGGUAAUGGUUUUUCCUAAAUGUCAUAAUCUUUUACUUAAUGGUGUGUUCAGGAUAAUGUAGUUUGCUAUUUGAAUCUGCACUGGAAAAACUACAUAUACAUCUGUAUUCAAGCAUUUUUAAAAGUCCCAAGCUAAGUCAUAUUUAAAUAACAUCCAGUAUCUUAAGCUAUAUGACAGUAGCUCUUUUUUUCCACUAGUAAUAUAUUCUUUGUUUAGAAACAUACAGGUAAAUCAUUAUGCAUCCUGUUUUGAGAAUGUUAAACAAAAUACAAAUUUUUAAUCUGAUAAAUAGAAGAGAAACAAGAUAACCUGAGGACUCCUGCCUAUGUUUUAGCCUUAGAAAGUAGUUUUCUAAUAUCACAUCUUCUCCCUUUCUAGUGUGGAAGCAUAAAAUAGUGGGUAAGUUUGUCCUUUGAUACAAGUAUGGAACAGCUAUAUCUUAGGAGAACAAAUAUAUUUUAUUGUGGCCAUCAAUUGUGGGAAAAUAAUCUCUACAUCUACCAACCUGCCAGUACAAUACUGGAAAUUUGAAAUUUUUUGAAAUUUUGAAAUUACUGAAAAACAAACUGAAACCUGAAAUUCUAUAGCAUGUAUCUAUGCUUGUAAAAUUAAUUCUGUAACAAACCAUGGAUAAAAAAAUGCAAAAACUUAUACUAGCAUAUGAUUGUAGUGUGUGUAUAAAUGUGUGUAUAUAUAGAUAUAUAUAUAUAUACACACACACACAUGUUUACAUAGAGAGUAAUAAACACGGCUUUCAGUCCUAAUUUUAAACUUCUGUAUUUUUCAAGGUUUGUCAGUCCCUUUAAGCUUAAGCUAAUAUUUUCAUAUAAAUAUUCUCCUAUGAAUGUUAUAUAUUGUACCUUGUCUUCUUCAAUAGCAGUUAUUUUUGCAUAUGUAAUUACUACAGAACAUAACUCAUUAACUUUGAAAUACCAUGGAUCAAAUAUUUAUAACUAGUAGUGGCCUUUAAGAGG
Molecule: messenger RNA, 1942 nt
Organism: Phascolarctos cinereus (koala)
Lineage: Eukaryota; Metazoa; Chordata; Mammalia; Diprotodontia; Phascolarctidae
Gene: CHAC2
Product: ChaC glutathione specific gamma-glutamylcyclotransferase 2
Biological process (GO): glutathione catabolic process
Cellular component (GO): cytoplasm
Molecular function (GO): glutathione specific gamma-glutamylcyclotransferase activity
Source: RefSeq, a predicted model, not a curated record